Messenger RNA from Trifolium pratense (red clover), 2835 nucleotides. Its product is annotated as protein MICRORCHIDIA 7-like. The transcript is spliced from 20 exons. Gene Ontology annotation, molecular function: ATP hydrolysis activity. The coding region runs from base 214 to 2604 and encodes 796 amino acids. Gene Ontology annotation, cellular component: nucleus. The record is from RefSeq and is a predicted model, not a curated record. NCBI's taxonomy places the organism in Eukaryota, Viridiplantae, Streptophyta, Magnoliopsida, Fabales, Fabaceae.
AAACCAAUUUCAUCACAAUUUCCUUCUACCAAUCAAACACACAGAUUAACAUAAAACCUUUCAUAUUUUCUUUCCUCAACUCUUACGAAUCGUUCCAUCUUCUUCUUUUAAAACAACAAUUACCGUUUUCUAUUUUUCAAACAUUCUUAUUUAAUUUCAAUUUCUAACCGCUGUUGAAUUUCUAGAAUAUUCUUCUUCUUCCUUUCUCUGCCAAUGGAUGUUCACGUCAAACAAGAAGAAACCUUCGACAUUCCAAAGAAACUCCGAAGAAACACCUGUCCUCCUCCUCCUGACUCGGUUAUCGAACUCAGUAGCAGUAGUAGUAGCAGCGAUUCCGAUUCCGACGGUGAUUUAGAAUCGGUUGUUGCUAGUGUUGUUAACACGAUUGAAAGUCCUUCCAAGAAAAGAAAGGUUAAUGAUAAAGGAGCGGUUCUACCGGCUGGAUUUCUAAGUCCGUUACCUCCACCGGCGCCGUCGAACAAUGCUGUUCUGUCUUUACCGGCACCGGACUGUGGUUCUUCGGCUAACCGGAGUAAUAGGAGUGUUGGCUUUGCACUUAAGGGUUGUAAGCAGUUCUGGAAAGCAGGAGACUAUGAUGGUACUCCUAGCGGUGGCUUUGAAUCUUCAACUGUUGGUAUGGAUCAUGUCAGGGUUCACCCCAAGUUUCUACACUCUAAUGCCACAAGUCAUAAGUGGGCUCUUGGAGCUUUUGCUGAGCUUUUGGACAAUGCAUUGGAUGAGGUUUGUAAUGGUGCCACAUAUGUAAAUGUAGAUAUGGUUGUGAGUAAGAAAGAUAACUCCAAGAUGUUGCUAAUAGAAGAUAACGGCGGUGGGAUGAAUCCUGAUAAAAUCCGUCAAUGCAUGUCGCUGGGAUAUUCCGAGAAAAGCAAGCUGGCAAAUACAAUCGGACAAUAUGGAAAUGGAUUUAAAACAAGUACCAUGAGGCUUGGGGCUGAUGUAAUUGUGUUCUCCCAAUGUAAAGGAAAAGAAGGGAAGAGGUCUACACAGAGCAUAGGGUUGCUGUCUUAUACAUUUUUGAAGAAUACAGGGAAGGAAGACAUUGUAGUGCCCAUGCUGGACUACGAAAGAGAUGGACAGGAAUGGAAAAGAAUUUUACGAACUUCUCAGGAUGAUUGGGAUAAUAAUGUUGAGACGAUUGUUCAGUGGUCACCAUUUUCUGAUGAGGCCGACUUGCGUCGUCAGUUCAACCUGCUGAAAGAUCAAGGUACACGGGUAAUUAUAUACAAUCUCUGGGAGGAUGACCAAGGUCAGCUGGAACUCAAUUUUGAUGACGAUCCACAUGAUGUUCAAAUAAGAGGUGUACAUCGAGAUGAGAAAAACAUUCAGAUGGCUAAAAGUUAUCCCAACUCUACACACUACUUAACUUAUCGACAUUCGCUGAGGAGUUAUGCUUCAAUUUUAUAUCUAAGGUUUCCUCGAGGCUUCCGAAUUGUUCUUCGUGGGAAAGAUGUUUUGCAUCACAAUAUAGUCAAUGAUAUGAUGAUGGCUCAGGAGGUCACAUACAGGCCUCAAUCUGGAGUUGCUGAUGGGAUUUUAAAGGAUUCAAAUAUGGUUGCUACUGUUACUAUUGGCUUUGUCAAGGAUGCAAAACAUCAUAUUAAUGUUUCAGGGUUCAAUGUUUAUCAUAAGAAUCGACUCAUCAAGCCAUUCUGGAGGAUCUGGAAUCCAGCAGGAAGUGGUGGGCGUGGGGUCAUAGGCGUAUUGGAAGCCAACUUUGUUGAACCUGCUCAUGACAAGCAAGGCUUUGAACGUACAUUAGUUUUAUCAAGACUGGAGCAACGGCUGAUACAAAUGCAGAAAACUUAUUGGGGAGCUAAUUGCCAUAAAAUUGGCUAUACUUCAAAUCGAAAACAAAACGGUAGUUCUGCUGAUAAAGAGACAUCACCCGACACUGUUCAAGAAUCAUCUCGACCUAAAAGGAAAAUUUCGGCCACAAAUGGAAAGACAACACCAGUUGAAACAGAACUGUAUUCACACUCGAAACGGAAACAUAUACGAACAGAAUCCAAAAGAGAUAGUGAACACAGAAAUGGUCGCUCGUCAGUUUCCCCUGAGAGUAGGAAUCAAAGUUCAUCGGAAGAAUCAUCAUAUGCUGCUGGCGACAGUGAUCAAAAUGAUAAUGCCUCAUCAAAGAACCAAGCAAAGGGUCUACACAAGGAUCAAACACCAAGGGGAAACACCAUGCGGCCUACACAAAGAUCUAACCAAAAGGGAAAAGAUGUUAAUGAUCACGAGCAACCACAGUAUGAUUUAUCAUCUCUAGAACAGUUGAGAAAAGAGAAUCGUGAGUUGAAGGAGAGAUUAGAGAAGAGAGAGGAAGAAAUAUUAUCACAAGCUUUACAAGAGGAGAAAGAUAAAUGCAAAUCUCUUGAAGCUCGGCUCCGUGAUGCCGAAAAAACGAUUGAAGACUUGAAUAGGGAACAAGAAGCUAUUAUUGAUGUGUUCUCUGGAGAGAGGGAUAGACGUAAUGUUGAAGAAAGAAAUUUGAGAAAUAAGCUUCAGGAAGCGUCAGAUACCAUCCAAGAGCUGCUUGACAAGGUUCGAUCACUCGAAAAGAAGUCUUCAAGUCAAGCUACAAAGUAGAACGAUGAAAGCUUCAUUAACUGCAUUAAUUUGGCUACUUAGUGGUGCAUCUAUGAUGGCAUUGGGAGACUAAUUAUUUUUGGUGGGCUGGUUUAAUUUCCCACGCAGAGUUCCUCACUAGAGAGAUUAGGAUGAGACCAUUUAGAUUAAUAUUGUAUAUAAUUUCUGCCUGGAUUUUUAAUUACUGACUAAAUUUUCUGGCCCAGUAGAUAAGAUUGGAUUGUUGGCUAA